GUCCACCUGCAGCUUUGUUCGUGAUAUGCAACUGUACAUGAGAAUGUCUGCAGCUAUUAUACCUAAUGAUGCUGCUCCUUAAGCAGAAACCGACGCUAUAGAUAUACUCCUAUUCAUAAACAAAUCAGUAUAUUUGCAUGGUACAUACAUCCUAUACGCAAUGGAGAAACUGUAAAGUCAACAGUGACACUCCGUGUUUCAAUAGCAUAUAAUGAAAGGUAAAGGAAAAGGCAUGCAGGAAUCAAAGGGAGAUUGCUGUCCUCUUCAAUUCCCAGACCUUCAGCCUGUUGACCAUACUAAAGACUGUCCAAAGCUUACUAAUGUUCUAGAAAGGAGUGAGGAGGAUGGGGUGAAUAUUGAUGAGAUAAGCAGUAUCCAGACUGACCUGGAAACGCUGCUGGCAGCUGCAGGCAAGAGGCUGAAGUUGUUGGAGAGUGAGAUUCAGAUCCUGGUCAAUUGGCAGGAUAAGAAAGACAAGAAGCCAACACCCCCCACAUCCGGCAAGAGAGGGAAGGGAGGAGGCGAGGACAAGCCCAGCAAGAAGUUCAAAGACAGUAAUGGGAAGAGUUCUAGUGUUACCCCACCCCCACCGAGCAGACCUAAGAGUAAAGUCACACAGUCCAAGAAUCAGGAAUUUGAUUUUGUGGACUCUCCAGUGGAUUUGCCCAAAUUGCCAAAGAACGAUGCUGUGAACCGCUUCUGGGUGUCAGUUGAGCCUUAUUGUGGGGAGAUCUCAAAUGAGGAUUUGAAAUUACUGGAGGAAAUACUAAAGUCACAUGAGGACGAGUCUGAGUACUACAAGAUCCCUGCCCUGGGGAAACACUACACUGAGAAGUGGGCAGAGGAGGACCUCAAGGAGGAGCAGAGAGAUGGUGCCAAGAUCAAUGACAAGAAGCGAAAUUCCAACUCCAAUCACAACAACUCUGUCAUGAGUCCCACUGAAACAGCUACAUUGCUCAAGAAGGCUGAAGCAAAUAACCUUGAUGAGUCCCCAUUCGGACACCUGACCCAGCGCCUGGUGGCUGCGCUGAUCGAGGAGAACAUCAUGACCCCUAUAGAUGACUCCCUAGCGGACAUUGCUGGGGGCAAAGAAUCUGCUGAGGAAGCACCUGCCAUCUCCCCACGCAUGCUGGCCAAACAGCUGAACAUUGUUAACCCAGCCCACUUAGAGAGAAGGAUUAAACGAGAGCUUGAAGAACAAGGUUUGAUAGAGAUAGAUGAUAAGGUGGAAGACAACCCAGACGAUGAGAUACUUGCAGAGCUGCGACGCAAGCAGCAAGAACUGAAGGCACUGAGCCAGCGAAAUGUAACAAUCACUAAAACACUGUACAAGCUUGCCAAGGAGGAGAUGGCGAGACAGGAGAUGAGGAAGAAGUUGGCAGCAGCUGAUGCAGAGGUGAUGGAAGCCUAUCGAAAGAUUCAGGCAGCUAAACAGAAGAAGAAAACACCAACAAAGAAGGAAAAAGAUGGAGCACAGAAAGCUUUGAAGGAGAGGGAUGCAAUACUGAAAGCCCUUGAAGUGUGAACAUGGACACAAUUUGACUCCUGUUAUUCAAUUUUGCAGGAAGUAUGAAGAAUGAUUCUGCUGAUUUCUGAUUUCAUCAUCACUGAUUCGUUUGACUGCCAUGAAUGAAUUUUACAUGAGGCAUGAAUGGGCUGCAUCAGGACUUGAUUGAGUCGGUGCCAAGUUGUUCGACAAGGAAGUAUUCUGGGGGUAAAUUACUCUCAGAGGACAUGUAUUGAGUCACAGUGAAAGCUGAGAACAGGAAACAAUCCUAUGUUAGUGUUGAUGUGUAUUAAUGUGUCGGUAACAUACUUUACAGCAGUACGUCCAGGUACAGCUUGUGAUGUGGUUGGUGGAUUAGUCAUUUUCAUUACUUACCAGUCUAUCUUGGCUCAUGAACAUGUUUGUGUGUGUACAAUGUCUUGUAUUAAUCAUGCUAGGUUCUACCACAAGGGGUGGAUGUUUAUAUGGGAUUAUUUGUGUUUGUAUGAUUGUAUGACUGGAAUAUGUACAUAAAUGGUGUAUCAUACA
This is a messenger RNA of Haliotis rubra (blacklip abalone), 2035 nucleotides long. RefSeq names its product transcriptional adapter 3-B-like. The record is from RefSeq and is a predicted model, not a curated record. NCBI's taxonomy places the organism in Eukaryota, Metazoa, Mollusca, Gastropoda, Lepetellida, Haliotidae. Gene Ontology annotation, biological process: regulation of transcription by RNA polymerase II. Gene Ontology annotation, cellular component: SAGA complex. The coding region runs from base 212 to 1525 and encodes 437 amino acids. Gene Ontology annotation, molecular function: transcription coactivator activity. The transcript has 10 exons.